Marmota flaviventris (yellow-bellied marmot) is the source of this 4250-nucleotide messenger RNA. Lineage: Eukaryota; Metazoa; Chordata; Mammalia; Rodentia; Sciuridae. The record is from RefSeq and is a predicted model, not a curated record.
GUUUCAUGGCUUGCUUUCAUUCAUAUGUAUGCAGUGAUUAAAUGUUUGAUCUAAACUGCAGAUUGGAUAUUGGGAAGCAAAUUUGGGUGUGAAAUCUUCAGCUCUGGAGCACGCAGAGUCCAUGAUGGCUCAGACCGAGUGAGUGAGAGGCAGCGAGCGAGGACGCCCCUCCGCUCGCGGCGCGACUGACUCGCAGACUCGCGCCGGCUCCGGCUCUCCACGAUUUUCUCUCGCAGACUUUUCCCCCGGUCUUGAGCGAUCCGGUGCCCAGAGGGGGCCCGAGCUGCUCAAGUCCGCGAUGAAGAGAAGUCCAGGUCUCUCUGACUAUCUUUGGGCCUGGACCCUCCUUCUGAGCACGUUGACUGGAAGAAGCUUCGGACAGCCCUCGCUACAAGAUGAACUUAAAGACAACACCACUGUCUUCACUAGGAUUUUGGACCGACUCUUAGAUGGCUAUGACAAUCGCCUGAGACCAGGCUUGGGAGAGCGUGUAACUGAAGUGAAGACUGACAUCUUCGUUACCAGUUUCGGACCCGUUUCAGACCACGAUAUGGAAUAUACAAUAGAUGUGUUUUUCCGUCAAAGCUGGAAGGACGAGAGAUUAAAAUUUAAAGGACCCAUGACAGUUCUCCGGUUAAACAACCUAAUGGCAAGUAAGAUCUGGACUCCAGAUACCUUUUUUCACAACGGAAAGAAGUCUGUGGCGCAUAACAUGACAAUGCCCAACAAACUACUGCGGAUCACAGAGGACGGCACCUUACUGUACACCAUGAGGCUGACGGUGAGAGCUGAGUGCCCAAUGCAUUUGGAGGACUUCCCCAUGGAUGCCCAUGCCUGCCCACUGAAAUUUGGAAGCUAUGCUUAUACCAGAGCAGAAGUUGUCUAUGAGUGGACCAGAGAGCCAGCACGCUCCGUGGUUGUAGCAGAAGAUGGGUCACGCUUAAACCAGUAUGAUCUUCUUGGACAAACAGUAGACUCUGGAAUUGUCCAGUCCAGCACAGGAGAAUAUGUUGUUAUGACUACUCACUUCCACUUGAAGAGAAAGAUUGGUUAUUUUGUUAUUCAAACAUACCUGCCAUGCAUAAUGACGGUCAUUCUGUCACAAGUCUCCUUCUGGCUCAACCGAGAGUCUGUACCAGCAAGAACUGUCUUUGGAGUAACAACUGUGCUGACCAUGACAACUUUGAGUAUCAGCGCCAGGAAUUCCCUCCCUAAGGUGGCUUACGCAACAGCUAUGGAUUGGUUCAUUGCCGUGUGCUAUGCCUUUGUGUUCUCGGCUCUGAUUGAGUUUGCCACAGUAAACUAUUUCACCAAGAGAGGUUAUGCAUGGGAUGGCAAAAGUGUGGUUCCAGAGAAGCCAAAGAAGGUGAAAGAUCCUCUCAUUAAGAAAAACAACACUUAUGCUCCAACAGCAACAAGCUACACCCCUAACUUGGCCAGGGGUGACCCCGGCUUAGCCACCAUUGCUAAAAGUGCAACCAUAGAACCCAAAGAAGUCAAGCCGGAAACGAAACCACCAGAGCCCAAGAAAACCUUUAACAGUGUCAGCAAAAUUGACCGCCUGUCAAGAAUAGCCUUCCCGCUGCUAUUUGGAAUCUUUAACUUAGUCUAUUGGGCUACAUAUCUCAACAGAGAGCCUCAGCUAAAAGCCCCCACACCACAUCAAUAGGUUCUCAUAGUUGUGUUCUGUCGUUCAGUCCCCUGAACUGGGAAUGGCUUUCUGUUCUUAAUGCAGCGAUUCCCAUCUGCUUUAUUGCCUCUGUCUUAAAAGAAUUUGAAGGUUUCCUUAUUUCCAUAAUUCACAUAAGAACAAGAGACCCCUGUGUGGCAGUCCAGAGCAGAGCAGAAUAUGCAGCUUGGAGACAGGAUUCUGAGAGAAGACGCAGGAGAGCAAAACCAUAUCAGAAGGAGACAGACGUGAGAGGAAAGGAAGGGGAAGAAGGUCCCAUGAUAGGAGGAAAAGUUGAAGAAAAAUAGAGCUUACCUACAAUCCCUAGAUCAUUUGUAGAUAUAUAUUUCCAAAUAUUAUUAAAAAAAACUACUGUAUAUGUCAAAAAUAUUUUUGUGUGAAGGUGUUUAAAAGAAUAAAAUAUAAAUGUUUAAUGAAGAAAAAAUUUAAAAAUCUAUGUAUUUAUUGCACAAAUUAUGGUGUGCUUAUGUUUUUGUUUUGUAUUUUAAGCUGAUGUAUAAGCUUUAACAUUUGUGUUUCCAAAGCUAAAAAAAAAAAAAGAAAAAAAAAGCCCGUUCUUUCUCCUUUUAAAAAAUCUCUAAUGCAUUAUUUUGCUGUUAAAAUGCUAUUUUAAAAUUUAUGGAAAUUUCAUAGGCAAAGGUGCAAUUGCUCAUUGUAGAGCACAUUUAAUCCAGUGGAGAGAAAUGCUUUAAAUAGGCUCCUUUGCUACCAUCUUAGCUUUUACCACUAGACUCUAUGAAGCAUCCUUUUAACAGAUGUUCUCUCAAUGGAAACUAAAAAUUAAUUAAUGAUAAUUAAUUUUUAUUUUGCACCCUAUUUUCAGAUAAUACAUUCAUCCAACAAUCACUAGAUUCUUAUUAUGGAGAUGUUUUUAGAGGGGCAAAAAUAUUUUGCAAGCUCUAGAAUUGUUGAAUGUAUUCUUUUAUAUAACUACAUUAAAAGCUUUAGAUUGAAAUUUAUGACUAGAAACAAAAAAAUAGAAUAUAUAAAUCAUAUCUGUAAAUAUUCAGCAUGAGAUUGUACAUUUUUUACUUUUUUUAAAGUUAUGUUCCUAAAAUAUCAUGUAGGAAUCACCACUCUUAGCUGUUAAAAUGUUGUUAAAUGCUAUGGAAAUACAUUCAGAGCCUGCAUUUAAGAACAGAACAGCCUGAUGGAAGCAGAUGGUACUUCAAACAUAUGGGUAUGAAGUCCACUUAUGUAGACAAAGCUGAUAAUUCCAAACUGUUGUCCAGUGUUCAAUGGUAGAUCAGUUGCUAUCUGCUCAAAUCCUGCCAUACCAUAUUUUCCUAUUUUAGGCUAUUGUAAAAUAAAAAAAAAAAUGGGAAGCAUUAGUUGGAAUUAGAAAAUCAACUGUAUAUUCUUGCUAUAUUUGCUGAUACCAACUAUUUCAAUAAGUGCUGUACCAUAUGUAGCAUUCAAUAUAAAAUACAUGAAAGAAUGUACAGGAAAUAGCUUUUAUUGAGUAAUAUUAUUACAUUUCAUUUAUACUGUAGCAAUAUAUUUGUAGGCAUACUAUGUAAGGGCUUUAAAUAAAAGAGGUCCAUUAAUACUCCCUAUAAAAAUUCUAGUCUGUUUCAUUACUGCCCAGAUGUUUUAGAGAUAAAUAUUUAUGCAGAAGGUAUUUUUGAAGUCUCCUUUGUCUGAUAGAGUUUCACAGAUAUAUAAAUUUAGUGUUCAGAAUCCACAGGUCAUGGUCUAAACACAUUUAUAAUAAUACAAUGUAAAGCUUUUAGCAUAAUUGCCAAAUAAGACAGUUGGGAUCCAUAUCUGAGUUUUGAGCAAUGUUUUUUCUCAAAAAGCUGCUAUCCAAUGAUGUAGGAAAAUAUACUGUGUUUUCCUAAACAAACUCUGGUUUUCAUUUUAAAUGUGCUUCAUUGUUUAAUUUGGUCCUGCCUAAAUUUCAUGAGCUAGGCCAAUAAAGGCUAAACCAAGGACCUUUCAUCCUCUGGUAUCACGUGUAGAUAUUAUGUAUAGAAAAUAAAGAUAAAUUAUGGCUCUAACUUCUGUGCUGUUUAUCUUGUUAUUUUUGGACAUUAACCUAAUGUGUUUAUUGAGAGCAUUUUACCUUCCAGACUCCUCAUGGUUAAAUUUUGGUCUGUAUUUUGCUCACUAGAUGUGAAUAUUUCUUAUUAGUCUGCUUUCUGCUAUGCAAUGAUUGCAUUCCUAUCAUUUCUUAGUUUGUUAGUAUAUGUGGGUAAUAUUCUAUUGUAUAAAUGGAUUGCACAGUUAUCAGAGACAAAUUAUUCUAUGUAGCUUUUCUACCGUGCUUUGCUAAACCAUGUAAUACUAGUUAAGUCUUCCUUGAAAAUAAAGAUACACUCUUAUAGAGGACAGUUCCUGUUUACUCCCAGGAAAUCUUUUUUAAAGAUGACACUGAAUGUUUAUUGCACCUCAGUGCAGUGAAGUGGCAAUAAAACCUAAUACGAGUCAAGGUUGUUUAUGGCAGAUGCAUGCAUUGCUUUACAGAGUUUAGCAGAAGCUCUUAAUUUUAUGUCACACUGUAUUCAAUUAUGAUAAUAAAGCUAACAUUAUUCAAUAAUAAAAUGGAAUAUUGACUCUC